This is a messenger RNA of Amoebophrya sp. A120, 1581 nucleotides long. NCBI's taxonomy places the organism in Eukaryota, Dinophyceae, Syndiniales, Amoebophryaceae. The record is from the annotation of a GenBank genome assembly.
AGGCAGUCGGCGCAAAAACGCGUGAAAGUCGGCGAACCGCCACUGCAGUUCAUCUGGCCGCUUCCCCAGCCACAUCCUUCGCCCCGUCUGCGUCGCCUACAGAGACGCAAUUUUCGCAGAGCCCAAGACCGAGUUUCGAGGACACUGCGGCUACAAGCGCUCCCUCAUCCGUUCAGGCGAAGCCGCACCUACGUACUGCUUUGCAGACAUCAACAGAUCAUGAGCUUGUUGACGAGUUUAAGUUUUCAAUUUCAACAUCGUUGCCGAGCACGAGCAAAAUGAAAAGAAAUGAAGAGGAGCCCAUGAAUGCGGCCGCAACCGACAAGGACCCUGUGGUCGGAAGUACCUCGACGACGUCAACGGCAGUACUAGGCCCUCGGCGAGACAACAUUGCGGCGAUCGCAGGUGGACUAUGUAACGCAGCAAGACGCGAAGGGGCUGCAAAUUUCACCGGGGGACAUCAAAAUGCUGGGCCUGCUGACAGUCUGGUCAGCAUCUGCCAAAAUAAUGAUGAUAGAAGGGAUACUCAAUCUAUAUGUAGUGCAGCUGGUUCACAACCUGCUUCAUCGGAAGACACGUUCGAACCGGAAUUUAGAAAAGACGACGUCGAAGGAGAAGGCAGGAGGUGGGUCGAUGAACGAACGCCCUGCAAGGAUUCUCAACUCGCUUCCGCAUCCACACCUACGCAAUCCAAAUUAACAGCAGGAAAUGGAGCAAGGACAGACACGAAAAGUGUCGCUCGAUCUGAUUUGAAUGCUUUCUCUCCGACUGCAGUAUCUACGGGCAGCCCGCCUGCUUCUUCGCCUGGGGCCGCGCCAACAUCCACCGAUGAAUCAGUGACCGCGCAGCCAACAAGUGUCCGGCGCCCGAAAUAUUCAUGGUCAUUCCCGAAGCCUGACCUAUCCGAACCGUUGCUAGACCCGGUUGCGGAGGUGCAUCGGCGGCUGCCGUUUCUGCCGAAGUAUGACUUAAAUAAGCCACCGCAGCUCCCCUAUUGUCCACGCACGGCCCGAACUGACGAACUGGAUCGCCGCAUGUACGCGAUGCUAGCCGAGGACGAAGAGAAGGAGCGCCAGUCGGCGCUGCGAAGACGAGAAGCAGAACAAGCGAGACUAAAGCACGCAGAAGCACAGCUGACGGAGGAAAGUCAACCUUUGGAACAAGAACCUUGUGGUCAUUACUCGGCAGCUCGAGCAGCUGUAGCAGCACCUUACCCUCUGGCCCCCCGCGACGACGACGUCAGUGAGGAGCUGUCUUGCUCCGGCACGCCACUGAAUUCCCCGGAGCGGCGACCCGUGCAGAUGCCCCCUCGAACGCCCACCGGAGACAGGGAAGUGACUGCACCCCGUACAGCACCUGCUCCGUCGACAAUCGGGAAAAAUAGACCGCCGUCUGCUUAUGAGGAGGCGAUGGCAGCACCGCGAACGCUGAACGCCUCACUCGGAGAGACGAUGCGUCAAGCGCUACGGAGAAAGAUCGCCCAACAGGCCAGCCUCCGCCGCAAGCGCACGGCCGGAACAAUCACCGCCGAGGAGGCGGAGGCGCAGGAAGACCCCGUUUUUAACCGAGCGUACGCGAACC